Molecule: messenger RNA, 1649 nt
Organism: Thermothelomyces thermophilus ATCC 42464
Lineage: Eukaryota; Fungi; Ascomycota; Sordariomycetes; Sordariales; Chaetomiaceae
Exons: 2
Coding region: 132-1460 (442 amino acids)
Biological process (GO): proteasome-mediated ubiquitin-dependent protein catabolic process
Cellular component (GO): nucleus; GID complex; cytoplasm
Molecular function (GO): protein binding; ubiquitin protein ligase activity
Source: RefSeq, a predicted model, not a curated record
CACCUACUGACCUCAACCCAACCUCGAACGACUCCAGCUUGUUUCGAACACAGAACAGUCUACACAGCCUCCGAUCAGGAUACCUGCAUACGAUCCUAGCUUCUUGAGAGGCUGGGAGUGUGGUUUCAGACAUGGCGGAUCUCGAAGCGGCAAAAAUCAACCACGAUAACCACUUGCUCCUUGACCAACCGUGCCUGCGCCUUCCCUACGAGCUCUUGCGCAACAACUUUCGCUCUGUUCACUAUCCCUUCGAGUGGGACUCAAACGCCGUCAAGAAUGCCGUGAAGGAAACAGCCAACGGGCUGAUCAGCGGCAAGACUUCGGCCCAGGAUGCCGUCAAGAGCCUGGAUCAGAUGUUGGGCAAGAUGCGGGGGCUGAAGCGGAAGCUGGCCGCCGCCGCGGAGGAGGAAGACCGUCUCUAUCGCCAAAUGGACGCUCGCGUAGCGCACCUCCGCGAGCUCGCCAAUCUCAACACGGUCGACGACGUCAAAUACGAGGCCUGGUCCCGUCAGCGUCUCGACCGCCUUCUGGUCGACUACAUGCUUCGGCACGGCUACGGUUCGUCCGCGGUAGCACUGGCGGACGAGCGGGGAAUGCGGGACCUGGUCGACAUUGAUACCUUUGCGACGAUGAGCAAGAUUCGCCAGUCUCUGGAGAAGGGCAGCGUGCAGGAGGCCCUCAGCUGGUGCAACGAGAACAAGAAAGAGCUCCGCAAGAUGCAGUCCAACCUUGAGUUCAUGCUGCGCUGUCAGCAGUACAUAGAGAUGAUGCGCACCGGCUCGCAAACCAAGAUGAUCGAUGCGAUCAAUCACGCGAAGAAGUACAUCACCCCGUUCAACGACACCUACCCGGUCGAAGUGAGCCACAUGGCUGGCCUCCUCGCCUACCGUCCGGACACGAAGAUUGAGCCGUACGCCUCCUUGUAUAGCGCGUCUCGCUGGCAGAAACUCGCCGAGACCUUCUCCGAGGCCUACCUGAAGCUCCUCAACCUGCCCAUGACCCCUCUCUUACACAUCGCUCUUUCAUCGGGCCUGUCCGCCCUGAAGACCCCCGCCUGCCAUAGCACCCCAUCUUCAGUCCAGGCUCAGCCUGAACCCGAGCAGUCGCAACACCACAUCAACGGCGCCAACGACGGCGGCGACAGCGCCACCCCGACCGCCACCCCCGACGCCGCCGCCGCCCAGCCCCAACACCAUGGUACCGCCUCCCUGACGACUCGCAUCUGCCCCGUCUGCUCGACCGAGCUCAACGAGCUCGCCCGGAGCGUGCGCUACGCCCACCACAGCAAGAGCCGCCUGCUAGAGCACGACCUGGUGCUGCUCCCCAACGGCCGAGUCUACGGCAAGGCCCGCCUCGAAGAAUAUGCCGCAAAGAGCGGUUUGCCUCAGUGGCAGGUCAAAGAUCUGGUCACGGGAGAGGUGUUCGGGGUGGACGGGGUGAGAAAGGUUUACGUUACUUAGAGGGCGGCCUCAGUUAUGGCCUUCAUGAGAGAGAAGAGACCAAGAAUCACGCCUCUAGGGUAGUUGGAGUGCAUUUUAUUGGCGUUCAAUUUGGCUGGUUUGGGUUGGUCCUUAGUUAGUAUUAUGGUAGCGCAUGGGGCGGGGACGGGCGGUUAGGUUCUUUCGGAUGGAACACGGCGGCGUACAUGC